AAUUGCUCACUAUAACUUUGAUUUCUCACGCACCCUCAAGCUAGAGUUCUGUUGACUCUGUCCCCCUGGGAUUUCUAGUAUUGUUCUACUCGAACUGGUCAUCUAUUUCUAGCUGGGUUAACGUGUUAGUUUGUAUUGGGCUUCCUUUGCUCCUACCAUAGCAGCGCUAGACCUUAAUGUUCUCUAUAUCUCAUUAAAUUCGACAAAACACAAGACGUCCGAUCCCUAUAAGAAUAACAGCACGUAAAGUUCUACUCUCUGAUAUAUGAAUGCCAGUUUGACCCCUCUCGAAGGCCUAGAUAACAAUACCUCAUGCGACACGGCUCGAAGACUUUCUUCACCUGAACUCGACAACACAGCGGUGUCAAAAGCGAGGGGCGAGGGACUCUGUGGGUUUGACGAAGACUAUUGGUCUGUCGGUUCUAGGGCAAAGAAGGUAGUGAAAUUGCAGGCAUAUUUCCGCCGACUGCUUGCAUGCCACCAUUACCUCUUAAUUUCCAAGCUCCAACAAAAGAGGGCGUGUGUUUUUGCAGAAAUUUGGCACUCCGAGACGACUUAUUUGGAGGGGCUGAUGUGCUUGCUGCAGUUUUUCUACUAUCCACUGAUUAAGCAGUCAACUCAGCCGAACCGCGUUGCGACGUUUGAGCAGACCAAUUUUUUGUUCGGGAACUUGAUGGAGCUGAUCGGGGCGUCCAAGUCGAUGGUGUCUCAGUUCGCGCGCGCGUUGUCCGGCUUCAAUUCGUCGACUAGGGUCGGGCACAUCUUCAUAGACAACUACGACAUUUUGGUCAAGACGUUUACGGCUUACGUGGAUACGUUCGAGGAGGCCAAUAAUCUUUUUCAGACGUUGAGGAAAAACGACAAUUUCAAAUCUUGGUUGCAGAAUAUCGAGUACAAACAGUGCGACUUGAGUUUUGAAUCGUACUUGGUCAUGCCUAUCCAGCGCGUGACGAGGUAUGUCAUGUUGGUGAAGGAGCUCGUUCGCCAGACUUGGGUGGAUCACAAUGACUACGACACGUUGGUGCAGGCGUUGGGGGCGUUGGAGAUGAUGGCGAGACAUGUAAAUGAACACAAACAAAAGCUGAUUAACGAGCACAAGGUCAAGUCGACGUUGGAUCACAUUGUAGGACUGCCUCCUCUGGAGAGCAACGUGGACCGUUUAUACAUCACGGAGGGUGCUGUGACAGACUUGCAAAACGACAUUCCGGUGAUGCAUUACAUUUUCUUGUUCAGCGACGUGAUGAUUUGGACUCAGCUCGUUAACAAAAAAAAGUUCGUUUUUCGAAAGCUGAAUUGGCUGAAGGAGACGACGGCUGAGAGUGGCGUGAUGACGAGCUUCUCUAUCACUACGAAGGACUGGUCCACGACCGUGUUUACGAAGACCAAGGAAGAGCAAAAUAAGUGGCUAGCUUACUUAGAAAAUGACAACUUCAUUCCACCUUCUCAGGCGCCCAAGCUAAGGCGUCCGGACAUCGUCUUUUUGGACAAGGGUUGCAUGAAUCACGAAAAGCCCAAGAGCAUCGCUCGAAGAAAGGCUGAGGUAGGACUUGCUAAGACACUGAAGAAUACCAGCUUAAAUCCCCCAAGCCGCGUUUCUCCGUCUGAACAAAAUCACGAGAAAUCGUUCGUUCUCAGCGCGAUCAACCUAUUCGAGGGCAGCUUGAAAUUGAACGCGUCUUAUUCCGAGACCCAGUCGUCGACCGAGACGAAGGAGCAUCGCCGAGUUCCGAAAAACAAUCCGCACACAGGAGGGUAUUCUACCCUGAACUUCGAGCAGCUGUUCUCGAGUUCCUCCGACAAGCGCUCGCAACACAAGAAGAAGAAAGAAAAAAAGCGCUCCAAGCAAGAAAAAAAACCGAUUUUGCCCGGGGAUCUUUUAUCUGAACUCAGGCAUGCGAACGCGCUCGAGGGAGAAGAGAAGCAAAGAUAUUUGCGUAAGCUAACUGAGGAAAAGGACCUUCCGCCGAAAAUCGGGUCGUCGAGUACCCAGGAAUUGACAAGAGACGCCGUUGAUAAAGGGGUAUCUAGUCCGACCUUAAAGACGUCAAAGAACGGCGUUGUGUAUAACACCAUCAACCUAACACAGGUGCAGUCCAAGAGGCCUCAAUCGGAUAGGUCCAAGAAGGAUGGAGGGAGUGGGAGCUUGAGGGGCUUUCUGAGGUCGCACAAAAAAGACAAGGGGGUGGUUUUGGAUAAGCCAGAGACAGGGUGAAAAGCUGCGAGAACAUGUAAAAAGGCUCUUCGCCAGAGGGGAAAAAAAAACGAAGCAACCCAUAAUAUUUUUUUUUUAGAUUGAGACAACUAUUUAAGCGAAGACGAGACUGUUCUCAUCAUGGUAGCAACGCUGGCAGUGGGGGAAGCGUGCCUUUUUCGAAGCGUUCGCCCCUCAUCGCGGGGGCGGUCGCGUUGUGUGUUCUGGGGAGUAUUUCGCGUAUUUCCUCGAACAUGCGCGUGAGGUUCUAGACGACUUCCCGUCAGCUCACGUCACGUUCCUACCUAUACAGACCCGACGUUUUUGCAGUUUCGAAUUUUUUUAAUGUUCGUAGUGUAGGAGCGGAUGUCGGCACUGAUAUUCCUAACGCUCAACCGAGUGGCUCUUGCUACGAUGAAGAGUGGGCCAAAA
Messenger RNA from Schistocerca gregaria, 2623 nucleotides. RefSeq names its product spermatogenesis-associated protein 13-like. The transcript is spliced from 2 exons. Gene Ontology annotation, molecular function: guanyl-nucleotide exchange factor activity. The coding region runs from base 266 to 2212 and encodes 648 amino acids. NCBI's taxonomy places the organism in Eukaryota, Metazoa, Arthropoda, Insecta, Orthoptera, Acrididae. The record is from RefSeq and is a predicted model, not a curated record.